CGACCUCACCUGUCCCGCAGUGGAACUCAUCGUCUGCAGAGAUGUUGUCUCUCCUGCUUACUUCUUUUCUCGCACUCGCUGCCGAGUCUUCAGCGGCGACAUGCUCAUCAAAGGCACUGGAAGCAGCGGGGAAGCCUGCCGACUUAGAAGGUGUCAAGAUCGAAGAGGUGAUCGCAGAGACUGUGAAAGGAUGGGUCGAAGAGCCAGUCCCGAUGCCAAGAGCUCUGCCUCUGUUGCCAGCCGAAGCAAAGCCUUUGGACUUUUGCAAUGUCACCAUUCUCUACUCACAUCCUGGCGUUGAUGGCCAAGUUCGUGUGAACGUUUGGUUGCCCGAAGAGAAAGAGUGGAACGGAAGGUACUUGGGACAAGGAGGAAGUGGACAUGCAGCGGGUAUUCCUGACGCACUUGGCCCGGCGGUGUCGAUGGGCUAUGCUGCAGCCAACACAGACGGCGGCCAUAGCAACGAAGGCGAUGUUUUCCGCACUGCGCUCGAUUCAACCUGGUGGGGCGUUAAAAGCCCCGGCAACGUAAACUACGACUUACUGCAGCUGUAUGGCUGGCGCUCUGUGGGAGAACUCGGGAUGCUUGCCAAGCAUGUGAUUGAGCACUACUAUGGCAAGAAAAUCAAAUACUCUUAUUGGAACGGAUGCAGCACAGGCGGACGUCAGGGCAUGAUCCUGGCCCAACGCUACCCAAAGCUGUACCAAGGCAUUAUUUCCACCGCACCUUCAUUCAACUGGGUAACCUUCUUGGUGACUGAGUUCUACCCUCAUGUCGUUAUGAAGAGACUGAACUACUACCCGGCUCCGUGCGAGCUCGAUGCUAUCACGGCCGCAGCUGUCGACGCUUGCGAUGAGAUCGAUGGCGUCAAGGAUGGUAUCGUCUCUGCUCCGGGUCAAUGCAAGUUCGAUCCCAAAUCAGUGGUUGGGCAGAAGUACACCUGCGGCACCGAUACCCGCAAGAUCACAAAGCAGGCUGCCGAGGUCGCCUCCUAUGCUUGGAGUGGUCCUAUUGAUCCAGAAAGUGGCAAGCGAGUGUGGUUUGGAACUACCCCAGACGCAUCUAUGUCAGGCAUCGACCCUGUUUUUGGCGGCCUUGCUACAACGAAGUGUGAUGAAAAUUCGAAGAACUGCAAGUCUUCGCCAUUUGGCAUCUCCGCAGACUGGAUCAAGACAUGGGUGAUGAAGAACCCUGACUUCGACCUGGCAACUGUCGACGACGAGCAAUUCUUCGAUGAGCUGCUUGUCAAGAGCUAUCAAGAAUACCACUCAUCGAUCAACUCGGCCGAUGCUGAUCUGCGACGAUUCCGAAAGGCGGGUGGAAAGCUGUUGGGCUGGCACGGUCUGCAGGAUCAAUUGAUCCCACCAAACGGCACGUCGAGCUACCACGACCGCGUGAAAGCAAUUGUUGGGCCGAGGAUCAAUGAUUUCUAUCGACACUUCGAGGCUCCUGGCAUUGCCCACUGCAUUGGAGGACCAGGAGCUUAUCCUCUGACGGCCUUCUUAGAUCUUGUCAAGUGGGUCGAGAAAGGCGAAGCUCCAGACCACAUUCUGGCACAGAACUUGCCCUUCCCAGGACAAGAUAUGAGCACGUUCAAACAAUUCACCCGGAAACUGUGUCCAUACCCCAAGGUCGCUGCUUUCACUGGAGGAGACGAGAACGAUGCUGCCAAUUUCGAAUGCAAGGAUAAUUUCGAGGCGAGCGUAAAAGUGAAGGACGAGUUGUAGUAUGGUGUCGCACCGUUGAAAAAUUUAUGAGGAGAAGUCUCCGGACGACCGGAAGGAAUCGAAGUGGUACAAAAUCAUCGACAAAUGUAUGUAUUACUGCUGGCGAGUUCCUUCUCUCCCCUGCAC
Messenger RNA from Cercospora beticola, 1853 nucleotides. RefSeq lists its product as uncharacterized. The record is from RefSeq and is a predicted model, not a curated record. Lineage: Eukaryota; Fungi; Ascomycota; Dothideomycetes; Mycosphaerellales; Mycosphaerellaceae.